Heteronotia binoei (common prickly gecko) is the source of this 924-nucleotide messenger RNA. Its product is annotated as cytochrome c oxidase subunit 5A, mitochondrial. Bases 314 to 748 code for a protein of 144 amino acids. The transcript is spliced from 5 exons. The record is from RefSeq and is a predicted model, not a curated record. Gene Ontology annotation, cellular component: mitochondrial inner membrane. Gene Ontology annotation, biological process: mitochondrial electron transport, cytochrome c to oxygen. NCBI's taxonomy places the organism in Eukaryota, Metazoa, Chordata, Lepidosauria, Squamata, Gekkonidae.
AGUACCUCGCGUUCUGUUUCCUUCCCCCCCCCUCGUUCCAUGAUCGGCGGAUGACGUUUGUCCUCUUCCCGCCGCCGUACUCUCGGCCCCGCCCACUUUUGCCCUCGACCGUGGCAGAACGGCUGCAGCAGCAGCGGCGCGUGGCCGGGGUGUGCGUGCGCGCGUGUGCCUGCCCGUCAGGGGCCAGCUAAGGAAGCCGAGAAGGGAAACGCACGCCGACGGCGGGCGCGCGGCCACCCGCCCAUCCCCCCCCACCCUUUCUCCUCCAUUCACCUCAAGCCGCCUUCUCUCUCCACUUCGCCUUCCCUCAGCCAUGUUGGCCGCCGCUCAGCUCCUCCGCGCCCGUUGUGCCGCGCUGUCUCUCCGCGGCCUCGCCCCGAGGGCCUUCGCCGCAGCAGCAUUGCCUGUACGUUGCUAUUCUCAUGGGUCCCAAGAGUCAGAUGAAGAGUUCGAUGCUCGCUGGGUGACAUAUUUCAAUAAACCAGAUAUCGAUGCCUGGGAGCUAAAAAAAGGUGUAAACACCCUGGUUACCUAUGACCUGGUUCCAGAACCAAAAAUUAUCGACGCUGCUUUAAGGGCUUGCAGACGACUAAACGACUUUGCUAGCGCCAUCCGUAUCUUAGAAGUUGUGAAGGACAAAGCAGGGCCCCACAAAGAUAUCUACCCCUACGUUAUCCAGGAACUUAGACCAACUUUGAACGAACUGGGAAUCUCAACUCCAGAAGAACUCGGACUGGACAAAGUGUAAACGUUUUCAGAUGAGCUUCCCAUGGGUUUAUUGUUCACGCUACCUGAUUGUACAACAAUUGUCUGGAGACAGAUGUUAUAAUAUUACUUCUUUGAAAUAAAUUCUUCCUGUUAAUGAGUCCUGGAAUAUGUGUGGUGACACUGGGCCUAAUAAAGGGAAAACCUGGUUUGAACUGA